Messenger RNA from Schistosoma turkestanicum, 1329 nucleotides. NCBI's taxonomy places the organism in Eukaryota, Metazoa, Platyhelminthes, Trematoda, Strigeidida, Schistosomatidae. The record is from the annotation of a GenBank genome assembly.
AUGUUAUUUAGUUCAGUGAUAUUUUUUGAAAAAUUCCCAUCAGUGACUCACUUGAUCCAAUUAUUUUUUAUCCUCUAUUCUAUUCCCACGAAAUUGAUUCAUGGAAGUUGUGAACCAGCUCAAACUGUAAUUAUUUGUACUAAUGAAUUUCCGUCAAGUUCAUUUCUGAAUAAUUUGACUGGUAAAUAUGAAUUAAUUAUAAGAAGUGUAAAAACUAAAUUAGACAUUAAAUCAUUUGAAAAAUAUCAUGGGGCACAAAUUAAACGUUUACAAAUUGAAAAAUCCACUAUUUAUUCAAUUGAACCGAAAUUUUUCAAUAUAUUUAGUCGUAAUAGUCUUGAACGAUUAUCAUUGAGUAAUGUCGAUGGUUCGUAUCGUUUAGAUGCUCAAUCUUUAGCUGGUUUAAGUGAAAAAUUAAAUACACUGCGUAUUAAUGAUCAUACAUUGUAUAAUAUUGAUGAUUUUGUUAUUUUAAAUAAAUUAACACGAUUAUAUCUUGUUCGAACACAUUUAACACAAUUACCAAAUAAUUUUAAACAAUUAUUAACACAUUUAGAAGAUAUUAACUUAUCUGAAAAUUUAUUAACUUAUAUACCAUGGAAAGAACUUGCUGAACGUAUACAAAAUGAUCAAUUUUUAAAAAUUCAAUUAGGUAAAAAUUUAUGGAAUUGCGAUUGUAGUGUGAAACCAUUAAUUGAAUUGAAACCAGAAGCAAAAGCUAAAAUUUAUGAAUUUCGUUGUCAUACCCCGGAAAAUUUGAAAUCUCGCGAACUGACUGAAUUAACAGUUGAUGAUGUAUGUAAAGAAGAGCUAAGUCAAUCAGCGAUACCAUCGAAAGAUUUUUCCUCAAAUUUUAAUAAUAUCGGUGUAUUCGACCAGUAUCAACCAUCUGGGCAGGGCAGCAGCGGUAACCAACAACAAAAUGGUGAUUUGGGUGAGAUGUCUGGUCGUCAUGGUUUGAAACCGGCUAGUGUAGAUGGUACUGAACAAGAAUUGGCCACUGCAGGUAGUAGUAGUGGUAUUUCUACUGAAAUGAUCAUUGUCAUUUGUGUUGUCAUAGCAUGUAUAAUGAUCAUAAUUAUAAGUUUAAUUGUUUAUUCGUCACGUAAACGUGCACAACGUAGAAAGCAACAAGAAAGAAAUCUUGGUGUUUCGCAUAAAACCAAUUCAUACUGCGCUGUCAUUGAACACAAUCCAUCGAGUCGUAUACCGAAUGAAAAACAAGCCACUUCUCAGUCAGCGUAUAAUAACUAUUCUCGUGGUAUUUUACAGCCGGAAAAAGAACCAUUAGCGCAUGGUUACGGUAAUUAUCGAGAUGGACGUUUGUAA